AUGCACCGGCCGAAGAGAGCGCCGCCUGCGCCCAGCUUGCAGGAAUGGCUGCAAGGUCCGGAGCUGGAGGAGUAUCCGACCGCGGUCAAGCUCGUGACCAGUCCGAACUCUCCGCACUACAAAGAGUUCUUGGCAGAAGCUGCCGAGGCAUGGCUAGUCGCCUAUGACAUUCAGUGGACUCCGGACUUCGAGGAGGGCAGUGACAAUCCAGUGGCACUUCUGCAGCUGGCAUUUCCAAGCUCUGGAAAUACGUACGUCUUGCAGCUUCCUCUUCUCGGGAGCUUUCCGAGCAGAGCGAAGCACCUCUUUCAGAGUCCCGCGGUGUUGGCCGUCGGCUUUGCCGCCAAUGCGAUGGACAAGCACAAGCUGGAGAUCUCCGGAGUGCAGGUCGACGAGGACACUUUCAUCGAUGUGCAGCCUUGGUGUGAAGCCGAAAUGGGCGAGAACGCCAGCGUCCGACAGGGCUGGCGAGUGGGUCUCAAGCGGGCGGCAUGCUGCGUACUGGAUUUUGACAUGGACAAGAGCAACACGAUUGCGUCGUCAAACUGGAACCGGCAAGAGCUUACAUCUGCUCAGGUCGAAUAUGCCGCAAUGGAUGUUUGGGUGGCACUGCGGCUCUAUCAGCAGCUUGCCCCAGUUUACGGGACAGCUGAUGAGUCCUCCAAGCGGCCAAAGACAGCCGAAGACUGGGACUUCUGGAGCUGCCGCUCUGUCAGGGCGAUGGCCACUCGCAGAGACAGAUGUGGAGAAGCGGGCCGAAGCGCAUUUGCGUGGAACGGUUUGGCAGCGCUCACCGCAAUCCACCUGCUCCAGCCUGUCAUAGGAACAGUUGUGCCUGCAGCACCGCGGCCGACGGAUUCACAGCCAUGUGCCUGUCCGGACCCAAUCUAUGGUACCGACAUUUGCUACGAGCCCGUCUGCCCGCCUGGAUACUUCAGGUGUUGCGCAACCUGCUAUGAAGCACCGUGCUAUGGGCUGAAGAAAGACCUGCAGCUGUCGUGGCGCGGCAUCUACGAGUGCAUCCUUUGCGAACCUGGCGACUACUGCGAUGGAUGUGACACCUUCGCACAGUGUCCGGACAACACGCAAGCCAAUCGAGAAGGACCUCGUGUCUCCAACGCAGGAUCGACUCGGAUAGCUGACUGCGAGUCGUGCGCGGCAGGGAUGCAGGCGAGCUUUCGCCGUGACAGAUGUGUGGAGUCCUAUUCCCACGUCUGCAACGAGGAAUUUGUUCAGCGUUGUAUCCGAAGCUGCAAGGCCGAGGAGCCCUCGCGGGGCAAAAAGCUGACCCCAUGCGAGCAGAUCAAGUGCGAGGUAUACUGCGCAAAGCAGUGGUCGGACGACUGCCUAGCAGUCGUCGGAGGUCACUGCAGGGACCUCACCACCAUCAAGGACUCCGGAGUCAUUGGAGCGGACGGGAUGGAUGCCCAGGCUGCAGUCAUCGACUGCGACGUCGACUGCAACGGCGCAUCCCAGCUUGGAAUGGCUUGGAUCAUUCUGACGCUCCUGUGCCUCCACCUCUCCUGA
Messenger RNA from Symbiodinium sp. CCMP2592, 1527 nucleotides. NCBI's taxonomy places the organism in Eukaryota, Dinophyceae, Suessiales, Symbiodiniaceae. The record is from the annotation of a GenBank genome assembly.